Dioscorea cayenensis subsp. rotundata (Guinea yam) is the source of this 2259-nucleotide messenger RNA. RefSeq names its product scarecrow-like protein 32. The record is from RefSeq and is a predicted model, not a curated record. Bases 608 to 1990 code for a protein of 460 amino acids. Gene Ontology annotation, biological process: regulation of DNA-templated transcription. Gene Ontology annotation, molecular function: sequence-specific DNA binding; DNA-binding transcription factor activity. The transcript has a single exon. NCBI's taxonomy places the organism in Eukaryota, Viridiplantae, Streptophyta, Magnoliopsida, Dioscoreales, Dioscoreaceae. Gene Ontology annotation, cellular component: nucleus.
UCCUCCUCCCCUUCCCUUCUUCUCCUACAUCUUCACUUCAAACUUCAAAUCAAAUAUCUCUCUAUCUCUCUUUCUAUAUAUAUAUAUAUAUAUGUAUAUAUAUAUAAGCCAAGGUAUGUGCAUCAAUCUCUUCUUUUACUUUCCAAGCUAUCUAGUCUUCAUUUCAUAUAUCAUUGCACGAUUUCUUUAGACUUAAUUUCAACCUCCACUCUUUCUUUUUGCUCCAACUUCCCAUCUGUGUGUGUGUGUGUGCGCGCGCGCGCGUUUGUGUUUUUCUGUGUGUUUGUUUGUUUUUGUCUGUAUUUCUGUGAAAAACUAAGUACCAAACUUCAAGAUCUUUCAGUGUGUUAUGUAUGCGUGUGUGUGUGAAUAACAAAGGACCAAAAACUAAACUUCAGUUCAAGAUCUCUCUGUACGUUUGUGUGUGUGUUUGUGUGUCUUCUUGAUCUCUGUGUUAGUUGUGAAGAUGUCUAUAUUGAAGAACUAGGCAAUACACUCACACACACACUCACACACACACUCAUUGAUCAGUACCAAUUAUCACAAACAAAAACAAGAGAAAAAAAAAAAAAAACACAAAUUAAAGAACAAAAGCACAACCUCAUAUAUGAUGCAGUUCAGUGAGAGUGCACCACCACCACCACCACCACCACCACCACCACCCUUACCACCACUACAACUCCAUCAAAACCCUCUAGGUCUUUGCCUAGACCUAACCACAACCAAGUCUCAUUCUCGCCCAUGGCCUUCCUUCCCCACCUCCUCCAAAACCCUAGGCACCACCUUCAACAACGCCAGCUGCAUGGAACAACUCCUCGUCCACUGCGCCACUGCCAUUGAAACCAACGACUCCACUCUCGCCCAACAAAUCCUCUGGGUCCUCAACAACAUCGCCCCUCCUGACGGUGACUCCAAUCAACGCCUAACUUCCGCCUUUCUCCGAGCUCUCAUCAUUCGUGCUUCCAAAACCGGCACUUGUGCCGUUCUUGCCGCUGCCGUCACUCGUGCCGACUCUGAGCUCGCUCUCUACUCACACCGUUUCUCCGCCAUCGAGCUCGCCAGCUUCAUCGACCUCACUCCUUGGUACCGCUUCGGCUUUUCCGCCACUAACUCUGCUAUCACCGAAGCCAUCGAAGGCUUCCAAAUCAUUCAUUUAGUCGAUUUAAGUACCACUCACUGCAUGCAAAUACCUACUCUCAUCGACAUGUUAGCAAACCGGCCGGAAGGUCCACCUUUCAUCAGGCUCACCGUCCCCGGAAUCACAUACUCAAACACAAAUCCUCCUCCUCCAUUGCUUGACCUCUCUUACGAUGAACUUGGAGCAAGACUCAUAGCUUUCGCUCGAUCACGAAACAUCGGCAUGGAAUUCAGAGUUAUUCCUUCCGACUUCUCUCAAGGCUUCGACACACUCAUCGAGCAGCUCCGAGCUGAGCAAAUGGUCUGUGAUGGUGAAGCUUUGGUUGUAAAUUGCCAAAUGAUGCUGCACUAUGUCCCGGAAGAGACUGUGAGUCAUGAAAUAAACCAUUUAUCAAUGCGAUCAUGUUGUCUAAAAGCCAUUCGAAGUUUAGAGCCAACAAUUAUCACACUAGUUGAAGAAGAUGCUGAUUUCACAGACAGUGAUCUCGUCGGGAGGCUUCGAUCGGCUUUUAAUUUUCUCUGGAUACCAUACGAUGCCGUCGAGACGUUCUUGCCGAAGGGGAGUGAUCAGAGAAGGUGGUAUGAAGGGGGAGUUUGUUGGAAGAUAGAGAAUGUUAUAGCACAUGAAGGGAUGCAAAGAGUAGAGAGGUUGGAGAGUAGAGGGAGAUGGGUGCAGAGAAUGAGAGGAGCUGGGUUUAGAGGAUUAGGGUUUGGGGAGGAGGCAGUGGGGGAGGUAAAGGCCAUGCUUGAUGAGCAUGCUGCAGGGUGGGGGUUGAAGAAGGAAGAUGAAGGGUUGGUGCUCUCUUGGAAAGGCCAUAAUGUUGUCUUUGCUACUGCUUGGGCUCCUUGUUGAUCAUCUUCAUCUUCAUCUUCAUCUUCAUUAUCAUGUAAUCUAGCUAGAUCUUAAUUUGUUACUUGUUUUCUCACUUUCUCUCUUUUUGUGUACUAUUAUGAUCUCUGAUCUUUAGGUGAAACAGUUGGGAUUAACAUGAUCAUCUUUUGUUAAUUUUCUUUAGCAUAGAUCAAAUAUGAUUUUGAACAUGGUUUUGUUCUUGUUUGAAUGCCUAGUGUGUGUCAACUGCAACAAUGUAUAUGUCUAGUAACAUGACAUGCAUGAGUUUG